AACAAUACACACAAUGGACGGGUCUGCCCCGCCACCUUCUUGGGGGGAAAAUCCACACCGACCAAAGCCAUGAAGUGCACCGGAGAUGAGGAGUAUUGUUUCGAGUUUAUAAGCGACAGGACUGAAAAAAAGUAUGAAACUGGCUGUGCGUCACAUAGAUCUUGUUAUAUAAAAAAUUUAAUUGCUGAAUUCUAUGUUGAUCAAUGGGAAUCAUCAUUUGCACAAAAAUCCUGCAAAAUAGCGAAUGCAACAAGUUCUUUACCAGUGGUCAACACUUUGUUAUGCUGGCAAUGCCAUGGAUCGCUUGACCUCAAAUGUGAACAGUCUGUAAUGUGUUCAGCAGAAUAUGAUGCGUGUGUCACCAUAAUCUCAAAGACUACAUAUGGACAAAGGAAACACAUACAACUCUUCAAAAGAUGUGGAUUUUUAAAGGAGUGCAAUAGAGCUGGGACCAUCACUAGUGCCCAGAAGAGCAUAUCCAAAAACACCACCUGCUGUCAUUCUGACCACUGUAUUUCUCCAAUGCCAACCUUGCCCUCAGAAAACAAUGAAACCAAUGGACUCAUCUGUGAAUCCUGUUAUCUUAAAGAAUACGGUAGCUGCUCUGGUAGAGAUCGCAUCGCUUGUACCGGGAACGCAACGCAAUGUAUUUCUUACACAGAGAGAGUGAAAGAUGGGGAUUUUACAAGCAGAGAAGUCUUACAUGGUUGCACCCACCCCAGUUUAUGUGAAAAUGAAGAUAUAACGGUGACCUAUGAUGAUAUAAUCAUACAGGAAAAUAAACUAUGUAGAAUUCCAUCAAAAAGCAGCAAACAUCUUCCCAACAUCCUAUGUGCAAUUGUCUUGUUUGUGAUGUGGUCAAAGUUAAUGUGGAAUAUGUAAUUUAAGAGUACCUGUCAUUUGGGAAAACUUUUGACAUGUCCUAGUGACAUGUCAAAAGUUUUGAUCAGCCGAGGUCUGCGUUCUGCCCACUCCUCUCUCUGCUCUGUGUCACAUGAUGGAGACGUGCACCAUAGACUUAUAUUGUGAGUGUGUCGUGAUCACGUGACACAGAGUUGGGGGAGAGCGUGUCAAGUAUAAAUUUCUCUCAGCUCGUUAUGCUGAUUGGCGGAGGUCUGAACACUCACUAGGACACGUCAAAAAGUUUUUUUUAAAUGACAUCCAUAUCGUCAUUUGCAAGAUUACAAUAAAAUAGAAUGUGUCAUCAGAA
Molecule: messenger RNA, 1210 nt
Organism: Hyla sarda
Lineage: Eukaryota; Metazoa; Chordata; Amphibia; Anura; Hylidae
Product: phospholipase A2 inhibitor and Ly6/PLAUR domain-containing protein-like
Exons: 6
Coding region: 70-882 (270 amino acids)
Source: RefSeq, a predicted model, not a curated record